GGCGGGAGAUAUUGGCGCCAUUUGCUCGAGCCCGACAUCAAUGGGGGCGGGCAUUUGCAUUCCUCUAUUUAAACCCACCAAACCCUUCUCUCUUCUUCCCCGCCUAACCUCUCCUUUUCCCCGAUAUUCACGGCUCCGUUGCCCUUCUCUCGCUCGGACUCGGAAAAUGGCCCAGCCGGAGAUGCAGAACCACAGCCCUGAGGUUAAGGAACCGGUGCCUAAGGUCCCGAAGCUCCACCAGAACGGCGUCGAUGAGCCCGCCGACAAGGAGCCCGCCCCUUUUUUCAAGGUGGUGAGGCUCUCGGAGAAGGCCAUCCUGCCUUCCCGUGGCUCUCCUCUCUCCGCCGGUUACGAUCUAUCAAGUGCUUGUGAAGCCAAAGUGCCGGCGAGAGGAAAAGCUCUGAUUAACACAGACUUGAGCAUUGCAGUACCACCGGGAACAUAUGCUCGUAUAGCUCCGAGAUCUGGCCUUGCGUGGAAGCACUCCAUCGAUGUUGGAGCAGGAGUGAUUGAUGCUGACUACAGAGGUCCUGUUGGUGUCAUCCUGUUCAACCACUCUGAUGUUGACUUUGAGGUGAAGGCUGGUGAUAGGAUUGCUCAGCUGAUCAUAGAGAAGAUCGUUACCCCCGAAGUUGUGGAGGUCGACUCCUUGGACUCCACUCAGAGGGGCGAAGGUGGGUUUGGCUCCACUGGUAUGUGAAAUUAUCUAACGGGGUUUCAAUAUCUUAUUGCAUUAGGACUGUAGGCAAUUGGACGAUAGUACAGGAAUCUGGAUGCUCAACAAUGUGAUUGAGUAAUUUUGUUGAACGAAUGAUGGUGUAUCCCUUUUGUUCCUAAGUACUCUUGUCUAGUGAAUAUAGCGAAUGACGGUGUAUUUGUGAAUCUGUUGAUCCUUUCUCAGCUCUUGGCUUUUAUUUGGAUCCCUGGUAACUGUGAGAAGAGGACUAAUUGUGGUACUUCUAUGUCGAAGUCCAUAUAUUAAGGCUCUCUCUUGGCUACUAAUUCUGGAUUUUUAUCCCGGGAAGAUUGACUUCAUUUCUCUCUCUCUCUCUCUCUCUCUCGUCUUCUCUCUCGCCCUACCCGUCUAUACCUUCCUUGUUCUACUCUGAUACUGCCCAAGUGGGUUGAUAGCCGAAAUCUGAAACAGUUCAGUUCUGAUCAAUGCGGAUGGCCAGAGAGUUGCUCCCAUUUCUUUCCUUUGGAAAGUUGGAAUAUCACAACCUAAGUGCCGGAUACGGAACUUGAUGUUGUUCGACUUAAAAGGUACAACUUCCCUCCCUCGAAUUUAAAUUUUUCUGAAGGUAAAAGCCUCUAUGAUUAAAAAAUCAUAUAUCUGUAGCUCGUGGAACUUACUUAAUUAGAUGUUCACGCUUGAUUUGAAAUAAAAUAUGCCAUUCAUCUGCAUAGCUUUCAUCUCCUGAAUUUAAUUGAGAAAAUCCAACACUUGCCUGUCCCUGCACGGUGAAGAUGCGAGUCUAUUCCUUGUUAGUUGUAUGUAAAUCUACAUACCUCGGAUGGAUAGAGCAGAUAUUCGUGUUUUGAAUCUACGUAGUACCUUUAUAUAAAAGUUGUAUCGAUGCAAUACCUGCCUGCCAUGUCAUUAUGCGAACAUUCAAGACUUAAUCACGAUCCCUGAUUACUCGAGUACUUUCAUUCCGUUAUUGUUGGCAUCGGUUUUCAUUUGACCUGCAUCCCUAGUAUGAUCCCUUGUUAUGCUGUUCACUUUUGGGAAACUUUUCUUUCCCAUAUUGCAUUAGACAUAUGAUAGAAUUAUGUGAUUUAGUUGUUGGGGGCAUGGAUUGGCUAUUUUGUUACUGGAUGUUGUAAUUAAUUGCAGCAGUUAAACUUGCGCGGUUUAUUAGGCUUCCUUGACUGGAAGCAGUUGUAAUAUCUUUCUCAGUGUGGUAGGCCUUGUUUACCCUAUUGGUGUAGCAUGCUGUUAUCCCCCAACAUUAUGGAAUUUAGUCGAGCCUGUUUAGGGGCAGGAAUAUGUCUACUGGUGUGCAAGUCAUUUGCUCUGAAGAAGAGAUUGCACUGUGUUCUUUGGGCUGCUUGUGCGGAGCUCAUCUUUGCUACCUUCGUGGAGCCCAUCUUUGCUACCUUCCAUCCUAAGGUGAGUGUCAGGUCAUAGCUGAUAGCUCAUGGAUUUUCUGUUGGCUAUUCGUCCACACGGAACAAGAAUAUGCAGUUCUUGCCUCAGUAUUGAGUUAUUGGUCCUUGUGUUUCCAUCUGCACCUCUACUCGUCUGUGGGAUCUUUAUCGAUGAGUGGUGAAAAUCAAAUCAACUGCUAAUUGAAGUUCGGCAGAUUGUUUCUGGGCACUCGAUGUUCUUGAAGCAAGCUGUGAUCUGCAAUGUUCUGUUUGGUGAUGACUUGCUUGCUGGCAAUGAGCCACCUAAUAGCAGUAUUGCAAAUGGGUGUGAGAUGUCUCUCACGAUUGCCCAGCCUGUUUGGCUCCAUGGUAUAUUUCUGUGGUAGGUUACAUGUCCAUGAGACUGCGACUACAUUAGCUGCGCAGAUGACUUGUCAUUGUACGCACUCCAAAGGAUGUCUGAUCUGUAAAGACUCAUUUCCUAUACAGUCACUGUGCAUUCGGUAUCAUAGCUGGACUGUGCGCCGUGCCUACGCUUUUUCUGUAUAGUUUGGUUGGUUAAUGAGAAGCUAUAUUGUUCAAA
Punica granatum (pomegranate) is the source of this 2674-nucleotide messenger RNA. The record is from RefSeq and is a predicted model, not a curated record. NCBI's taxonomy places the organism in Eukaryota, Viridiplantae, Streptophyta, Magnoliopsida, Myrtales, Lythraceae.